AGGGUUUCGGUUCAGGCACGUUCGUAGCCAUGUCGCACCGAAAGUUUGAGCGGCCUCGACAUGGAUCGUUGGGGUUUCUUCCCAGAAAGCGCACCAGGCACCACCAUGGCAAGAUCAAGAGCUUUCCGAAGGAUGACCAGGCGAAGCCGCCACAUCUCACAGCCUUCAUGAGCUACAAAGCAGGCAUGACACACAUUGUGCGAGAGGUAGAUAGGCCAGGCUCCAAACUGCACAAGAAGGAGAUCGUUGAGCCCGUGACCAUCCUGGAGAGUCCGCCAAUGGUGGUGGUUGGCUUUGUUGGCUAUGUGGAGACUCCCCGCGGCCUUCGUGCCUUGACAUCUGUUUGGGCUGGCCACCUGUCCGAAGAGUGCAAGCGCCGCUUCUACAAGACUUGGAAGGGCCGCAAGCACAAGGCCUUCACAAAAUAUGAGAAGCGAUGGAGCGAAGCUAGCAAGGAGGGCACCCCCAUGCAGGCUGAGGUGGAAAGGGCGAAGAAGUACUGCCAGGUGAUCCGAGCCAUUUGUCACACCCAGGUUCGCAAAGUGAAGAUUGGCCAGAAGAAGGCCCACAUCAAGGAGAUCCAGGUGAAUGGCGGCACCACCGAGCAAAAGGUGGAUUUUGCGAUGAACCUUUUUGAGCAGGAGGUGAAAAUCGCUGACUGCUUCAGCCAAGACGAGACAAUCGACAUUGUGGGUACCACCAAAGGCAAGGGCUUUAAUGGUGUGGUGACCCGCUGGGGAGUGACUCGAUUGGUGAGGAAGUCACACCGUGGCCUGCGAAAGGUGGCCUGCAUUGGAUCCUGGCACCCUGCUCGGGUUUCCUUCCAAGUGCCUCGCUCUGGGCAGCGAGGAUACCACCACCGCACUGAGAUUAACAAGAAGAUCUACCGGAUCGGCAAAUCCCUGAAGGAUGACCCGGCGAACGCUCGGACUGACAAUGAUCUCACUGAGAAGGCGAUCACCCCCAUGGGUGGCUUCUCCCACUAUGGUGAGGUCAACGAGGACUGGGUGAUGCUGAAGGGCACCGUCAUGGGCCCUCGCAAGCGCCUCAUCACCCUUCGCAAGUCCCUCCUGCCACAAGUCAGCCGCAAGGCUUUGGAGAAGGUGACCUUGAAGUUCAUCGACACCUCCUCCAAGUUUGGUCACGGACGCUUCCAGACAAGCGAGGAGAAGGCCAAGUUCUUCGGCGCUGCACUCAAGAAGGCCAAGACAGAGAAGGCUGAGAAGGCUGAGAAGGAAGAGGCGUAAUUCCAAAAGCUGCCAAGAGACUUUCGAACGUGCCUGUGGA
This is a messenger RNA of Effrenium voratum, 1287 nucleotides long. NCBI's taxonomy places the organism in Eukaryota, Dinophyceae, Suessiales, Symbiodiniaceae. The record is from the annotation of a GenBank genome assembly.